AUGGCUCCCAGUAUCAAUAUCCUGCAAGAAGCCAAGACAAGACAGAUUGGUGGACUUCAAAAAAAUAAGAUCAGGAAACCGGUUAUUGAGAAGAUGAGGAGAGAUCGAAUUAAUCACAACAUUGAGCAGCUCAGAAUUUUAAUGGAGAAAGACAUCCAGACACAUCACCAGCACUCGAAACUUGAGAAGGCCGACAUUUUAGAAAUGGCUGUAAAAUUUCUUCACAGACAGAGACAGCACUGCAUGAACGAUUCUCAGAAUUCUCAGGAUUUAUAUUACCAAGGAUAUUACAUGUGCCUCAAAGAGACGGUGGGAUUUCUGCAUAACCAUGAGAACACACGUGGGAAAAUAUUAAGACAGCUCUGUAUGCAACAAGGUCAAACAAAUGCUGAAUACAGCCUCCAGCAUCCAGUCUCCCCACUACAGAGAUACCCCUAUAAUGCCUCAGAAGGUAACGGGGAGAUAUGGAGACCUUGGUAG
This is a messenger RNA of Bufo bufo (common toad), 480 nucleotides long. Its product is annotated as transcription factor HES-5-like. Gene Ontology annotation, cellular component: nucleus. The record is from RefSeq and is a predicted model, not a curated record. The coding region runs from base 1 to 480 and encodes 159 amino acids. Gene Ontology annotation, molecular function: DNA-binding transcription factor activity, RNA polymerase II-specific; protein dimerization activity; RNA polymerase II cis-regulatory region sequence-specific DNA binding. Gene Ontology annotation, biological process: anterior/posterior pattern specification; regulation of transcription by RNA polymerase II; regulation of neurogenesis. NCBI's taxonomy places the organism in Eukaryota, Metazoa, Chordata, Amphibia, Anura, Bufonidae. The transcript is spliced from 3 exons.